Messenger RNA from Iphiclides podalirius (scarce swallowtail), 201 nucleotides. Lineage: Eukaryota; Metazoa; Arthropoda; Insecta; Lepidoptera; Papilionidae. The record is from the annotation of a GenBank genome assembly.
AUGUACGGGAUCUGGUUCGUGGUCUUCCUGGUAGCGUGCCUUCUCUUGACAGCGGAGGGUCAGCUGACCUUCACGUCGAGCUGGGGGGGCAAGCGCUCCAUGGGGGACCCCAUGCUCUGCCGCAACAACGAAGCCAUCGCGAACAUAUACAAAUCGAUUAAGAAUGAGGCCGAAAGAAUGCUUCUCUGCCAGAGACUUUCA